This is a messenger RNA of Pyricularia oryzae 70-15, 2134 nucleotides long. Its product is annotated as ethanolaminephosphotransferase. The transcript has 3 exons. Gene Ontology annotation, molecular function: phosphotransferase activity, for other substituted phosphate groups. NCBI's taxonomy places the organism in Eukaryota, Fungi, Ascomycota, Sordariomycetes, Magnaporthales, Pyriculariaceae. Bases 465 to 1697 code for a protein of 410 amino acids. The record is from RefSeq and is a predicted model, not a curated record. Gene Ontology annotation, biological process: phospholipid biosynthetic process. Gene Ontology annotation, cellular component: membrane.
GAAGGAGACAAGGGGACAAAAAAAAGUCGCGCGUUGCAAAUUGCAACAUGUCCAGACGCGACCGCUUUCAGCAACUUUGAUUCCAAACCACGUUUUCUGCCGUUUUCUUGCACAUGGUGAUGAGCUCUGCCUCGAUUUUGUUCAAUAAGCAUCUGCAUAUUUCGUCGGUGGCCUUUUUUUUUUGUUUCUUUUUUAGUCUUCCCCCCUCAGGCAGGCAGUAGGGGCUCAAAAGCUUCCCCGUUGAACGCCCGCCCACGUCGAAGCUAGUCGCCUUGGUCCGCUAGUUUCCGCACCUGCUUUCCAGCCAGGGUACCCCCCGCCAAAGAAAAGUCGACGAUCCCCCCAUCCACCAGCAUCGCAUCGACUUGUCUUUUUUUUAUCUUCUCCAAAGGCUCACACCAACUCCCAAAGCCCGACAAGGACGACGAGCAUCAGCAACAUACGAAUUGUAGAACUCGCCCAAGAUGGUCUACGUACGUCAGGAGCAGCUCCCAGCGCUCAAAGAGUACAAGUACUCUGGCGUCGACCACUCGCUGCUGUCCAAAUACGUGCUCAAGCCCUUUUACACCAAUGUCGUCAUCAAAAUCUUCCCCAUGUCCAUGGCGCCGAACCUCAUCACCCUGACCGGAUUCACCUUUGUCGUCGCGAACCUCCUCACCCUGCUGUGGUACAACCCCACUCUCGACCAGGACUGCCCACCUUGGGUCUACUACAGCUGGGCGCUCGGCUUGUUCUUGUACCAGACCUUUGACGCCGUCGACGGCACGCAGGCACGUCGUACCCACCAGUCCGGACCGCUCGGCGAGCUCUUUGACCAUGGCGUUGACGCCGUCAACACUUCCCUCGAGGUCCUCCUCUUUGCCGGCAGUCAGAACAUGGGCCAGAGCUGGUACACUGUUGCCGUGCUCUUUUCAUCCCUCCUGACCUUCUACGUCCAGACCUGGGAUGAGUACCACACCAAGACCCUGACUCUCGGCAUCGUCAACGGGCCCGUCGAGGGCGUCCUGACCAUCGUCGUCGUCUUCAUCCUGACGGGCUACCUCGGCGGAGCCUCGUUCUGGCAACAACCCAUGCUUCCGACCCUCGGCGUUCCCGUCUUCGAGUUCCUCCCCAGCUUCCUGUACAAGCUCUCCUUCACCCAGAUCUGGAUGGUGCAGGGCACGCUGGUUCUGGUCCACAACACGCUCGAGUCGUGCCGCAAUGUGAUCAAGGCCCGUCGCGCACAGGGCGACCGCUCCCGCUACGCCCUUGUCGGCCUGCUCCCCUUCUUCGGCACCUGGUCCUGCAUCCUGGCGUAUCUGUUCCUGCAGCCCAACAUCAGGCAGGGCCACCUGGUUCCGUUUGCGCUCUUUGCCGGCAUCGUCAACGCCUACUCGGUCGGGCAGAUCAUCACGGCCCACCUGGUCCACCUCAAGUUCCCCUACACAAACGUCCUGACCUUGCCCCUGGCCUGGGGCGUCGUCGACUCGCUCGGCCCCUGGCUGCUGUCCACUUUUGGCUUCGGCUGGCCCUCGGCCCUCGGCGACGGCGUCUACCAGGUCGCCUUCAUGUUCUGCCUCCUCGGCAUGGCCAUUGGCGUCUACGGCAGCUUUGUCGUUGACGUCAUCGUUACCAUCUGCGACUACCUCGACAUUUGGUGCUUGACCAUCAAGCACCCCUAUGUCGAGGGGCAGGAUAAUGGCAAAAAGACGAACUAGAAAGGGGCUGCUGUAGAAUAGAGUGGUGUUGGGGGUGUUUUAGAAACGAUGAAAGAAGGAUAUUAUCAACAUACUCGCAUGGUCCUGUUUUCUUUUUCCUUGAUUAGGGAUGUGAGCGAGUCGAGCUUUUGCCAUAGGACAUGGGAGCACACAGUCGAAGAUGAGGGGCAAGGAACCUAGAUUUGGUAUUCAGGGUGACAACGGUAGGGAUCUAGGGAUUCUUUUUGGUUUCGUUUUUGCUUGUUUUUUGAGUUGAGUCCUGGUCUUCCCCAGUCAAGAGUUCCCGGGAUCGGCUUUCCUGUUGGUUUUUGUUUCCUUUUCCAUCCUUGGUCUUGUGUCUUGUUCUUUUCUUUUUCUACAGAGAUACCAAAUAUGCAGGUCCGGUUUUGUCUUUUGGUUGGUAUAAUUUUGACGGAAACCUUCCCGCAAAUGGUGGC